This is a messenger RNA of Podarcis lilfordi (Lilford's wall lizard), 24530 nucleotides long. The record is from the annotation of a GenBank genome assembly. NCBI's taxonomy places the organism in Eukaryota, Metazoa, Chordata, Lepidosauria, Squamata, Lacertidae.
GGGAACUGUAGUUCGUUGGAGCAAGCGGCCACCUCCUCCGAGCCGCGCAGCUUAAAUACAGCACUAACGAUCGGUUUCAAUGGACCAGGAUUUCCCCAAACGUAGGUCCCCAUAUGUUAUUGUUGUUUUGGACUACAACUCCCAGCUAGCAGGACCAAUGAUCAGGGAUGAUGGGAAUUGUAGUCCGAGAUCCAAGUUUGGGAAACACUGCAUAAACCAGUGAUGGCCCUCUAGCUGUUUUUGGGACUACAGUUCCCAUCAUCCCUGACCACUGGUCCUGUUAGCUAGGGAUGAUGGGAGUUGUAGUCCAAAAACAGCUGGAGGGCCAAGUUUGGCCAUCACUGGCAUAGACCCUCUGAAGGGUUAGGGUUCUUGAGCACUUCCAAACAAAAGGUGGUAAAAGCAAAGAGAAGCCUUCCCGUUUUUUAAGAAUGAAAAAUGUAAGUGGUGGGGCCGUUUUGAACUGGCAGCUGAGCUCUCACUUGCGCCCCAGGAGAUAUUUAAAAAUGGCAGCGCCCAUGUGAACCAAGAAAUCUGAUUCCUUGUUCAUGCAGCCGACUAAAGGUGGUUCAGGGAGGAGCAGAAGCGCACCUUCUGUCCUCCAGAUGUUGUGCACUACAACUCCCAUUAUGCUUCACCAUCAGUUGUUCUGGCUGGGGCUGAUGGAAGCUGUAGCUCAGAGGGCACCAGGUUGGGGAAGGCUGGAGUAGAAACUGGCAAUGGGUGUAAAAGUAAUGGGAAGGGCAAAGGAUGUGUAGGUUAUGCUGUGGAUAGAAAUGCGUGUUGCAUUUGUGCCUCACAGCACAAUAGGGUACAUGUCUACUCCAAAGUAAGUCUCAUUGAGUUCCAUGGGACUUACUCAUGGGUAAAAGGGACAUGGGUGGCGCUGUGGUCUAAUCCACUGAGCCUCUUGAGCUUGCUGAUUGGAAGGUCGGUGGUUUGAAUCCACACAAUGGGGGUGAGCUCAUGUUCCUCUGUCCCAACUUCUGGCAACCUAGCAGUUCGGAAGCACGCCAGUGCAAGUAGAUAAAUAGGUACCACUGCAGCAGGAAGGUAAAUGGCAUUUCAGUGCACUCUGGCAUUUGUCACGGUCCAAUGUACGCCAGUAGCAGUUUGGUCAUGCUGGCCACAUGACCCAAAAAGCUGCCUGUGGACAAAUGCCGGCUCCCUUGGCCUGAAACGAGACGAGUGGGUCCUUUACCUUUACCUACUCUUAGGUAAGUGGGUUUAGAAUUGCAGCCUCAAACUCAAGUGCUGUUUUAGUUCUAGAGGAGGGAAGGCUUGGGAAAACAUAUUUAUAAAAGAAUACCAGCAGCAUUCUGUUAAUUUGCACACAUUUUCUGAGAAGGCAAAAAGUCUCCUGAAAAAUUAAACUUUGCCAGAUGCUUUCAAUUACUGCUAUGUUGCUGUUUUUCAAGUUCACAGAGUUACUCAAACCACGGCAGAUGUAUCUUUCAAAUGGAAACAGAAAAGGCACCUCUGAUCUUGUCAACUCUGCUGGCUGGGUCAUGGGACAAUUUGUUCAGUUAAAGAGACCUACAGAUAUGUUUGAAACUUCGGUUCGUCAGAGGAUGUUAAAAGUUUGAGAAAUGCGAGGUGCAAAGCUUGGUAUGAGGCAUGCUUGUGGAAUUGGAAGACGGGAUCCAUCCCUUCUCUUCGUAGCCAAGAAGUGCAAGAUGCAGGAUAAAAAUAAAGACUAUCCAAAAUCCAUGGCCAGACAAUAUUUGUUAAGACCAACUGAAAUGUAACAAAACAGGGCCAAUUUUUAGUGUUCCUCUGUUCUCUUAUUAGGCUGCAUGGGAGAAAGGGAGAGAAGCUGGCUUGGCAUUAGAAUAUACAUUUAGUCACAGAAUGAGAUAGUACAGCAUACUCCAAUUAAUUUCCAUAUGGAAAUUUAGAUGCAUGCAUAUGGUUAAGUGAACUACAUAGUCCAUAUGUUAGUCAUUAAGCUGUCUGGAGACUAUUCAAGUUUCAGGUUACUGCUGGGACUAAAAGCCACCAUCCGUUCGAAAUACAUUAUUUCCCUCAACAUAUUCUGAGCACUGUCGUUUGUUAAGGACGCUGCAGAUUUUUCUUUAUAUACCGAAAAGCCCAACCCUAGCCUCCUACAAGGAAAAGGUUUGUACCAUAAUAAACCGGUGAAUCUUUUAAGGUUACGGCAGCUGCUCCGGAAGUUCUAAAAAAAAAAAUGGGUAAUACACUAGGUGCCCAUCAGUGUUUUAAAAGCAUCGCAAUACUUUAGUCCUUUUCUGUAACAGUGCUGCAAAAAGUACUUUCAAAUCUCGCGAGACUUGCUUUCUUCCGACAGAAGCCAGCGUGAGAGAGAGAGAGAGAGAGAGAGAGAGCGAGCGCACGCGCAGUUACUCUUCGAUACGACGUAGUUGGCAGUUGGGAGUAGCAAGUGACCACCCGAGUUCUUCUGCCCAGCCAGCCAAUGGGGGCGCUCCUCGCUCGGGCCGCGGGGCUUUCGAGGGCUCGGUCGGCGAGACAAGAUGGCGGCGCUUAGCGCUGAGGCGUCUUCUCAGAUGGGUAAGGCGCGGCGGCGGCCGGCAGGGCAGGGCACGCUCUUUUUAGGCGUGGGAGACGCGACCUGCCCGGACGCAGCGUGACGGCGACAAGGAGGAAGGGGAAUGACUGCGCCCGCCUCAAGGGGGGGGGGGCUGGUGGGUGCCCUCUGCACAUGGCCAGGAACGCUCGUGCUAUUUUUUUUGUAAUUAUUCCCAGCCCAAAACCCCGCCUUUUUUCCGAGGCUCCCGGCGCAGUAAUAUAAAUCUCAAACCCUUUUUAAUGUCCAAUUUUUCAACCUCAAAAAGCCACACAAGUAGCAACACACAGACUAUGGAAACGUUUGAAAACGAAUGAACAUUAAAUUAAAUAAAACUACACAAGGGGAUCUCUGCAUUUUUCAAGGCCGGUGGUCCCAAACACAGGACGUGUAAGGGAUAUAUGUAAUCCUGCAAAAAAGAGAGCUGCAUAUUCUCUGAUAAGAAUACUAUAUCAAAAUCUGAUUUCCUCCCCACUAGGGGGAGUAUUGUACUGCUGACACAACUACACAAUUUUGCACCCUCCCAGUGCUUUGCACCAACCUCAGGAUUGCUUUAUCUCUAGCAUCUUAAUAAUUAGAUAACCUGAUUUAUUACUGUAGAAAGGACUGGCUGCUGGCAUGUUUUCAGUUUCUGAAAGAGAGAACAUUGCUGCUUUAAUUUCAAGGUUUUUUGGUUUGUUUGUUUUUAACAUAUUAGAGAAAAAAGGGCCAGUUUAAAGGAGUGGAUUCAUUGAAGUAUGUUUUACACCAUCUCCAAGCACCAUUCUAGCAUUUCAAUCUCUUCUGAUUCAGAUGAAACAGAACUGGGUGUCCUCCAUAUUGGUGACACCUCACUACGAAACACUGAGCAGUUUCACAUAGCUGUUAAAUAAUAUGUCAGCUUGCAUGGAGCAUUAUUAUUAUUUAUACUCCACCCCACUCUGGGUGGCUCCCAGCAGAUUAAAAACAGAAUAAAACAUCAAACAUUAAAAACUUUCCUAAACAGGGCUGCCUUUAGAUAACUUGCAUGGCACCAAACAAUGAUGCCCUCAUAACUACCCUGCAGGUAACGGUGAAACUGCUGAAGUACAGUGUCCGCAACCUUGAUCUCCCUGGGCUGUUCCAGAAGAAUACCAUUGGCAACCGUAUCAAAAGUCACUGAGAGGUUGAGAAAAAUAAGUAGGUAUAGAUGGCUCUACCUAACUGUACUGUCCUGCUUUGAAUCAGCAAUGUUGUCCCUAAAAUGCAGAACAAAUUUGUCACAGCAGGCUGCUCAGGGUGUCAGAGCAGCUCUCUUGGCCAGAUGACAACAGCCCAUUUGCUGCUUGGAAGCUCUGCUGGACAGCUACCUGCAGUUGCAGUGGUGGCCACUGGUGGAGGAAGAGGGGGCCGGGACAGCACACCGCCCCUGGCAGCGCGAUCCCGGUGGGGUGCAAUCACGGCUGCCCCGCCCCCUGCAGGCAGCACGCCACCCCCAGGAUGUGUGCCACGCCCCUGUGGGCGGUGUGCCACACCCCCAGGAUGCGCAGCAGCCACGCCCCUGCCUGUUCUCUGCCCCCCCCCAGUGCCAGAGCAUGAAACUCCGCCACUGUGGGCGGUGUGCCACACCCCCAGGAUGCGCACCAGCCACGCCCCUGCCUGUUCUCUGCCCCCCCCCCCCGGUGCCAGAGCAUGAAGCUCCGCCACUGGUGGUGACACCAAAGGCACUCAGUAGCAGUUGCGUCAAUGGCUCUGUGCAGCCCACCAUUUCAGUGUGACAAGAAUGACAGCCAACUGCUUAGCAUCUUCAGUCUUUCAUAAUGUAUGAGAGUUCAAACUAUGUAGGGGUGCUGGGAUGUGUAUUCUAGCCCCACCCCAACAUUCCCAACUCCUUCCUCUUCUGCCAUUUUUCAUUCAGCAUAAAGGUAUGCAGGAAGAUUCUAACUGGAACCCAGAUUGUGCAGGGUUCCCAGUUGCAGAGAUCACAUUCAACUGAACACUGUUAUAAUUCCCCUUUGAACCAUUGUACAGAAUAUGUGAAGGUCAGCAAAGAACUCAGUAUACAGGGGAUUUUGGGGUAGGGCUUUAAACUUUAAACCUACACAGAUUCUUCCAAAUGCCUGAAGAGCACUUUUCUCCACUAGGCACCAGAGCCUAAUUUAGGAAGAGAUGUAGUAAUUGUAUCCACAUCCCUCAUUUGUAUAAAGGACAGUGACGGAAAUCAUGCAUGCAAAAUCAUGGCUAGUAGAACAGGCUUCCAUCAGCUGUGUUUGGUUACUUAGUAGUGAGGAAAACAUUGCAUGUGCUCUGAGAUAUGCCUUUCCUGCCUGCCCCCAGACUCAAGCUACAACAUAAAAAUGAUUUUGGAAGCUACAUACACACUAGAGACCUUUGACUACUGUGUUGUAUGUGUUAACUUCAGACAAUUUAUCAUGCUUGCUUCAGUGUUUUUCAUCCCAGAGAAGCAAUCUUUAUUUUCCUACUUCUUUGAUUUUAGCACAUGCCCCUGGAAAAGAGAGACAAAAUUUUCAUUGAAUUCUGAAACCCUUUUAGGUUUCAUGCAUCAAAGCUAAUGUCCUCCAUGAAUAAAUCAAAGCUUGUACAACUUGUCUUUUAAUGCAGAACAAUGGCAUACUCUUAUACAUUGGGUUGCACAGAAAAGGCAUUUUCUGCCAUGUAAAAGACAAGUUACAACUAUUGAUAACAAACUGAAAAGUGUAUCUUGAUGAAGGAGCUGUACUUAUCCUAAAUUCAGUUUCCUGUCUGAAAUACCUUUCAUAAGGAGGGAAAGUUCCUCCCUUUGUUUUAACAGCUAUUUUUAUGUUCCCCCAGUUUGCAAUAUAUUUUCUGAAAUGCCUGCACUGGAAGUAGUGUUUGUAGCAACUGUGGUGUAUCACUAAUUCAGUAGUGUCCCUAUAGAUUAACUAUAAACAUGUUAUUUCCUUUGCUUCGUUGCUUCAAAAGCAGUGAAGUCAACCUCUUUUCAGAUACAUGCAGUUGAUCAUCUGUCAGCAGUGGUAUCUGAAAAGCUGCUUCCUGGAUUUAAUGGCAAGCAACUGCAUAUUGUGCAACACAGAGUGGGAAGUUCUAAAGAACAAAUUAAAUUGGCAAAGGUAAACAUUUGAGAAGCACUUAACUUUCCACUUUCAUAGGAGAGGUCUGCUCCCCUGUUUUCUUGCAAGAACCAAGCUUUGCAUUUGUAAUGCAUGCAUUUGUUGAACUAGUUGUGCCUAAGGCACCAGGUCUGGCAAGCUACUGGUUCCACUAGUUAGGUUGUGCCCAAGGCACCAGUGUCUCAUUGUGCUAAUAUACUGGUUUCACUAGUUAGGUUGGCCACAAAUAAUGUAACAAACAAUUGUUACAACAAGUGCUGUAUAUGGCUUGCUACUAUUAGAGAUACAAUGCAGUAGUCUGAAUUAUAGAGAACUCUUAGCAAUCUACUUCUAUGUAUGUCUACUCAAAUGUAAGCUCCAUCAAAUUCAAUGGGGCUUACUUUCAGGACUGCAGCUUAACUUAAAAUGGUAGAAAUUUACAGCCAUAGGGGGACAAAUGUGGAUCAUUUGGUCAUUGAGCGAAUUAAUCUGUAGAAUUUACCCAGUGUGUUAAAACUACCACCAUAAUUAUUGGUGAGAGGAGAGAACAUUGGAUGAAGUCACUGAGCUGUAUUUGUAGUUGCUAUUCAGAGAUGGAGUUUGCAUAUUCAGACAGAAUAUGACAAUUCCAGAUAAAUAUUGACAGUUGCUCAGAUAAAUAUUGACAGCAGUUUAGUUCUCUACUAGUUGGAUCCAUUGGGUCUGACCUGUAGGAAAGCCUCAUUGUUUAAUAUGUAACUGAUGGAAGUAGUUGAGUACAUAUGUGAAAUGAAGUGGAAUCAGGCUGCUGAACAUAUGGCUAACAAUUAUUCUUUAUUCUAAUGAGUUCAGUUGUUAUUCUCAGUUUUUCAAUUGAAAUUCAGAAGACCUAAAGAUAAAAAUAUUAAAGUGUUCAUGUGGGGACAACACAGGGAGAAAUAACUUACUUUGAAUGUAGAAUUUGAAGGACAAUUUUUUUCCCUGUGGCAAAAGAUAAUGCAGUAAUCAAUACAUGGUUUCUAUUCAGAUCUUGUGAGGGAACACCAAAUCUAUACUAGUGAUGAAAAAAGCAAACAGAAGAAACGAAAAAAAAUUACUGUGUUCUUGCUGACACUAACAGAAAAUGAUACUGGCUUCUCCAUUUUGAGCUUAUCCCAGUCAAUAGUACUUAGCAAUAAGGGAUACUCCAUUUUAAAAUUUGCCAUGAGUGUUUUGUGCCUAGCAAGUGUUGGUGUAUUUCUUUUUCCUCCCCUCUUCCAGUAACUCAACAUUAUUCCAAAUUGUUUCGGUUUCCUGUUUUCAUUUCCACAUUUCCCUUAUUUAUCCCUCACUUUUUCCCUUCUUCCCAUCUCCAUUUUACAUACUAUGUUAUUUAUGUUAUUGCUCAAGAUGGCCAUCUAUGUAAUGACCUGGUAAGAAUCAUAAAUCAAGCAAUGCUCUUUCUAUUGACAAGAUAUCAUAGUCCCUGUGGUUUUUAACAGUAAUGUUUUUUAGGUGGAGACUGAACCAGAUCUCACUGGCGCAUUGAUCUUGGAACAUCCACAUCUUGCUCGAUAGCCACUUCCUUAGAUGGUAUUGUCUUCCAUUUUCCAGCCACUGCUUCCUCUAGCUCACCUUUAUUUCUAUAAAGGUUUAUAUUCAGCAGUAUCAGGAUUUGUGAGUGGUUUUUUGGUGGUAGCAAAGUGAGGCAUUCUAUCAAUGUGAACCAGACAGAACUGGAAGCUCAGCAAUAGUGUACAGUAUUUUAGUCACUUGGAACCUUCUUGUGGUUGAACUAAGAGCCAUUCAGCAUCUGUGUCAUCAUUCAGAUGUUGAAGCUUUACCAAUGGUUUCCUUUCAAAUUUAUUUUCACUAUUUUUUUUAAUAUAUAAUUUUUUAUUAAUUUUCCAAUACAUUUAUACAUCUUUAACCAAAUUGUAACAAAACAUCUCUUUUGGACUUCCUUCAGUUUCCCUGGCAAUCAUCCAUGGUUAUCUCUUAAUUACACAUUCCCUUAAUUUAUUUUCACUAUUAGUCCCGAUAGCUUUCAUCAGUUUGCCUUUCACUGAAAAAUUUUCAAGAGUUUUAUUUGUGUCUCUGGAGAAUGAGUUUGCCCUUGGUUUGGGGGCUAAACUGUGAUGAGUGCCGUCUAUUUCCAAUGCAGGUAGUUAGAUAGUUCAGGAGCCCAACCCUCCAGUCUGGAAUCCUAUACUGUCCCCGUUCUUCACCCUCACAUUCCUAUAGAACCCACAAGUUCCCUGACCAUUCAGUUUUAAUAGAAAAUUCCAUGAGUGCAUAUUUAAAACACCUUUUCAUCCCCAUAUCCAAUGGUACCAUAGUAGUGCAUUUUAAUUAUUAAUUUUAUGCUUUAAUUCAGCAAUUUUUGAAGGCAGCUUGCCACUUUACAGAUGAGUUUUAUUUUGUUACUUCUUUGAGGAGCUCUGCAGCAACUGUCAUCUCCCUUUUUUUGCACUUUUGAUUGCUUUGGCCACCAUUUGAUUGCUUUGGCCUAUGAGAUUUAUUUCACAUCAGCUGAAACAGAGGUACCAACUGCCAUACAGUUUGCUGUUAAUUCAUGUCCAUUACAGUGGUGCCUCGCAAGACGAAAUUAAUCCGUUCCGCGAGUGUCUUCGUCUAGCGGUUUUUUCGUCUUGCAAAGCAACCCUAUUAGCAGCUUAACGGAUUAGCGCUAUUAGCGGUUUAGCGGCUAUUAAAGGCUUAUUGGCUUAGCGGAUUAGCUGCUAAAAGGCUAUUAAAGGCUUAGCGGCUUAGAUAAAGGGGGGGGAAAGCGAAAAAAAAAUCUCAAGACUCGCAAGACAUUUUCGUCUUGCGAAGCAAGCCCAUAGGGAAAUUCGUCCUGCGAAGCAACUCAAAAACGGAAAACCCUUUCGUCUAGCGGGUUUUCCGUCUUGUGAGGCAUUCGUCUUGCGGGGCACCACUGUAGCUAGUUGUCCUAUGUUCAACAUACACUUCCUGAGGCUGCUUCUUUUAUUAAGGAGGGAUGAUAAAAGCCAGUGUGGUGGGCAGUUUUUCUGCUAUGGGAGAAAACACUUAUGCUUCCAUCUUUCUUUGUGUGUGCACACCCCUUUUGCCUACCAGGUAAUGAUUACAGUAUUUUAAAAAAUUAAAAAGUGAUGAAUGUUAUAGGACACUGAUUCAUUAUCUUCUUGCAAGAAGGGGAGAAAACAGCCUUAGAAAUAGUUGGUGUACAUAAAUAAAGAAUCAAGAGCAAUAGGUAGACAAAUAUAGAAAUGUUCAGUAAUUUAUUCCAUAGAUUUCUUUUUCCACUAGAUGAUGCUUUGUAUAGCUACUCUGUACCACUUCUGAUAUUCUAAUAUGACAUUUUGCCAGCUAAAAUGCAAUUAUAACACAUUCAGAAACAUGGUUGCUCAAAAAUAAGUCCCACUGAGUUCAAUGGGUCACCCCCAGUUAAGGUAUGUACAGGAUUGCAGCCUUAGAAUAUUAUGUGCCACCUAUAUAACAGAAGUAUUAUACAUUAUCCAGGGUUUGAUAGCACUCAAAUUUCUAGUACAGUCAUACCUCGGGUCGAAUACACUUCAGGUUGAGCGUUUUUGGGUUGUGCUCCGCGGCGACCCGGAAGUAACAGAACGUGUUACUUCUGGGUUUUGCUGCAUCCGCAGACGCUCAAAAUGACGUCACGCGCAUGCACGGAAGUGGCAAAUUGCGAGCUGCGCAUGCACAGACGCGGGUUGCGUUCGCUUCAGGAUGCGAACGGGGCUCCAGAAUGGAUCCCGUUUGCAUCCAGAGGUACCAGUGUAUAUUUUUUCUUAGGCAUUCUCCAUGCUUUGAAUUAUACCCAUCUCAAUCUAAAUGUAGUGGUGUUAAGGGCAGCUAAAUAAGUCUUAAUAGAAUGAUCUCAAACUCUGCUAAUGAGUGGUAAAACUUAAGGGAAAUCAAGUUUCUUCCCGCAGCAAUAAAACAUAUAUUUUGCAAUACCUUAGGGAAAGCAACUACCCAUAAUAGAAAUGGCAUGUACAAAAAUUAUUAGAGACUUGUCAAGAAGGAACACAACAUGGCUUGGAUUUAAUUAAGUAGUGCAUAUCCAUUUUUUGAUUCGUUUUGCCAUAGAAAAUCAGGCACAGCAUUUAUAAUGAAUAUAUUCUUUUAGUAACAAUUCUUUUUAAAACUUGGCAAUCAGCAAAGACUUGUGUGACAUACAAAAAACAUUACAUUUUCAGCAAAUUCCUUUGGAUAGUCCUAUUUUCACCUCAAUAUUGUAUUUUAAAGAAAUCUUAUACAAGCUGCUGCAGUUAUAAGAUGCAUUUCACCAUAUUUGCUAUACAUUUAUUCUAGGUUCUACACAGUGACUUCUGUUUCAGAGGCAAUGUACACAAUAUCGUUCAGAAUUUGGUGCUGGUACUUAUGGUUUGCAGAUUCACAAUACCACCCAUUUAUAUAUACCGUAUUUUUUGCACCAUAGGGCACACCCAGUUUUUAGGGGGAGAAAUCAAGAAAAAAAAUAUUCCCCCCCCCCAGCCCCAAAGAGCAGUGUACAGGCUGUGCACAACCUCUCCCUGCCGGAGGGGUUGAGCGGGGCUAUGGCACAAGCCAAGGCAGCAAGCAGGAUGGAUCCCGCUCGCUGUUUUGGCUUCCCCUUUAGCCCCGUGCAGCCUCUCCUUGCCAGGAGAUGCUGCCCAGGGCUAAGAAUCCAUAGCCCCGUGCAGCCUCUCCUUGCUGGAGGGGUUGCGCACAGCUAUAGAGCAAGCCAAGGCAGCAAGCGGGAUGGAUCCCGCUCGCUGUUUUGGCUUCCCCUUUAGCCCCGUGCAGCCUCUCCUUGCCGGGAGACGCUGCGCAGGGCUUUACUGGGAGGUGGGGGGAUUCCCUUACCUCUCCCAAAAGCCCGCAGAAGCCGCCCAACCCCUUUAAAGAGAUCGUGGCUUCUGGCUUUUCUGGGAGGUGGGAGAAGGGACUGAUGCGGCCAGUCAGUCCCUUCUCCCUCCUGGGGAAAAGCCCGCAAGAGCGCACGGAGCUUGUGUGCGGCUCUUGGGGGCUUUUCCCGCCUGCCUCCCCCCUGCAUUCGCUCCAUAGGACGCACACACAUUUUCCCUUGCUUUUUAGGAGGGAAAAAGUGCGUCCUAUGGUGCGAAAAAUACGGUAUAUAUAAAAUAGUUACUGUAUUUUGUCACCCCACACUAUAGAUUCUCAUGUGCUCACAUACACAAAAUGUUGACUUGUGCAUGCAGGGUGCCUCAUUUUAUUGAGGAACUUGAUCUGGAAGUACCUUCUUCUACAGAAAUAAGAAAAGGCAUAUGCAAACUGAACUCCAUGUGCCCACUGUGGGAUUGGAAUAUUUAGGACAAUUUCUAUUUAAAAGCAAGCCCCUUAGCGAUGACAGUAAUUUUCGAUUAAGCUAAUUUUUGGUUUGUGUGAUGGUAUUGUUAGCAGAAUGGCAAAAUGUAUAUGGGUGCUUCAUUUAACCACACACUACUAAUGUAUAGUUUUCCUGGCCACACUUUAUUACUGUAGCCAACUAAGAAUAGCAAUACAUCAAUCAAAUCCAGACCAUUCAGCUGAUAAAGCACACAAAAUUAUGGUACUAUAGAUUAACAAUCCAAAGCCUUAAAUGAUAUGAUUAAGGGUAGGGUCAUAUGGAAACAGCCUUUGUGAAUUCCCUCGAGAGUACAUGCCACGAGGUUUAGAGGUGGGAUGUACUGGUCUUCCAUGGAAGUAUGUUAUGUGAAACCAUGCCAAUACAUGUGAAGCAUAUGCAGAUGCAAUAACCACAGGACAACAGCUUGAUGAACUACUACUAUCGUUAUGGGAACAGGGACUGCCAUGUACAGAUGUCAGUUUAUGCCAAUGAAGUUUUUCCAGAUGCAUCUGGCGGCAGCCCUGCACAUUUCAAAGGCAACUGUGUGGUCUCUUACUGUCUUAUAUGAGAACCAGCCCUACGAAGCAGAACUAUUUUAACAGUAUAACUAAGACCAUGUGACCUAAGCAUUUAUGUAUAGCAUAUAUGGAUCUAGAUUAAGUAGCAUAGGUUCUAUUAAAUCUAAUUCCAGUUAUCAUAUAUGUGCCAUAGUCAUGAUUUGUGUAUAUAAAAAAAUAUUGAUCCUUUGUAGGAUUAUAAAUACUCUUCUACAUGUAGAAAUAUGCAUUUUGAUUCUGAUUAUCUUGCUGUACACUUUUCCUGUCUAUUUUACAAAAGCUUUGUUUCACAAGUAAUCCCGUUUCAUGGCUUUAUUGCUCCACGUUUUAAAGCAAAGUACUGCAAAAAAGAAUAGCAAUAGAUGACUCCAAAUAAAUGGGUCAAUUUGAUGAAGAAAUUUCUAAAUAUUUAGCAUUUGUUUUGGUACUCAAUUUUGCCAUUACCACACACAGUUUUUCUAGCCCUCCUUCAUUGAAUCCAGACCAUCAGUAGUCCUCAGCCUAUGAAUAUACACCACCGAUGCAGUAACUUAUAUAUUCCCUUCAUCUAACAUUUUGUUGACACCAUCACAGAGUCUCUGAAGGUGAGACUUGUAAGAUCCAAAUGGAUUGUACAAGGCAGCCAAAAAUUCACAAUCUGAGAAGUGAUCAAACACGUGGUUGACUCGUCCAUGAGAUUUCGCAGUUAGGUGACGCUGAAUGAUUUCAUGAAGCAGGUCUCUGCAUUCAUUCAAGAGUUUUGACAAAAACUUUCUGUCAAAGGUAUAAUCCACUUGAUGGAAGCUCACCACAGUUUUGGCCAACUGGUGAACUUUCUUCUUGAAUUUCUCCAUAAGGAUGAUCUCUUCUUCAUUAAACUGGUUAUUCCGGUAGAGGAUUGCUAACUUGAUUACAGUCUUAAUGAGAUUUUUAAUGAUCUUCUCCGCUUCCUUUUUGCUUUGUGUGUAUUGCCUUGUCACUCUGUAAAGUUCAUCCAACACAUCACUGCUAGUGUCAUCUAUCAAAGCAUUUGCUAUGGAUUUAGAUGCCAUUUUGCCAAGGAUUUUCUUCUGGGCCUGGAUGGCCAAACCUUUGGAAUUGAAGACAUCUGUUGCCACUGGAAGAAAAGGAGUAGAUGUUAGUACCUUCAGACCAUCUGAUGCAAUCCAUUGAAUGUGAAAGCAUUUUAAAGCACUGUGUGAGGGGGAAAUAACUAAAGUUUCCCACUACAUAUAUUUCCUGUAUUAAAAUGCUGAUUAAUUUCCUUGUGUAACAAUUAAAAGAACUAAAACCUUUAUACUACUUAGGAGGGUAUAUUUUUUAUAUUUAAGUACUGAUGUUGGUAUUACUGUUUCAGUGAAUGGUACCCUAUAUUGCUUACUUGAAAUAUAAUCACCUAAAGGAAUCCUGAAACCAAUGGGAAGCUAAUUACAGACCCUAAAAAAAAUAAAAAUCCUAAAAAAAAGAUGAAGUACACCUGAAGAACACAGAGAAAGAUUAUUUAUUUCUAGGCAAAAUACCCAGAAUUUUCAAGAAGCAAGGGUGGUAGCUACUGGGCAAAGCAGUUUAUCAUGAGAUGAGAAGAGGCUGAGCAAUGAAAGCUUCCCUUAAAUUGGGCUGGGGGACUGAUUGAGCGGAGGCUUAUCUGUGCCAGAAGCCAGACUCUCCCUUCUGCCUACCAAACAUACUGGUGGGAGCCAUUAGAAAGUCCUGAAAUGGGAUAUUCUGAGGGCUGUGGAAUGGCUGAGCCAAUCCUGGAUUGAGUAUAUCCUGAGCCGGUCUCACUGCUGUUACAUGAUGGCAUCUGGCUGGCUGGUGCUCCAGCAUGGAGCUGGUGUGGGCAUAGUGCUGCCACCGUUAGGCUCUAUCAUCCUGCCCUCUCCACUUCUACCACUAUGAGCAGCAGGGCUGCAGAUGUAGCAGUGGCCCUGUUGCUCUAAAAAGCAAAAAAGGUAGUUAGUGGGAUCUUGGAUUGCGCCUUGAAUGUACAUAUUUGAACACUAAAUGUGCACUUUGGUUGGUAAGGACAAUUUGUUUGUUUUGAGUGGAAUAUAGGAUUGUGGUUCUUUGUCUUAAGUGUCAGAUUUCCAUGCCUGUGCUGACAUACUCCCCAUAGGACACAUGACCCAUCUGCAACACCACAAAAAGCUGCACUGUAUAAAGAAACACCUUGUCUGUCCUGAAUCUAGUGCCAAACAAUUCAGGAUUUUUUUUGGGGGGGUGAGGGGAUUCUUUCUAUUCAUCUUUUCCACAUCACAACAUUAUUUUAUAAACUUCUAAUAUGCUCCCUCAAUUGGUUUUCCUAAAUCCACAAAAGCUUUAGCCCCUGUUUCCCAGCACAGCAGCUGUGGGCACAAUAUCUGCAGAGACAAAACUAAAGUCCAUCAUGAGAGCCAUCCUUAUCUUGGAAAGUUACACAAGUGGGCUAAUUCAGACACACUACUCCACUGGAAGAAAAAUAGAGCAAUUCUGAGAAAUAUGAUCUGGCCCUCCAAAAGACAGUUUAGAUCUUGCAACAGCUAAGGGGAAUACUGCUUUAUUUGUUGUUUUUUUAAAAAUCCAGCUAAUCACAUGCAUAUGGAUUAGCACAAAGCUUUAUGCAUGUCUACUCCUAGACAAUAUUUGUUGAGAGAAUAGCUAAUGAACUUUGAAUAAAGUCUUACUCCAAGAGCAAAAUAUGUACAUCUGGAAGACUCCUACCGAUCAAAUCCUGGAACUUGGAAUGUAUCCAAGAUAUCCUACUAGCGCUCAUGACAAAGAUUCUGCUAUUAGACACAGUCUAAACAGUUUAUUUUAACUCCCAGAUCAUUUAAACAUGUCUUUUAAUAGCCCAAUUUUCACAGAUGAAGCUACUCAGAUGCCAGAUGAACUAUUGUGAUCUAUUUUAAGAGAAGCAACUGGGAUCACAUGAUGGACAAACUUGUGUUUUAACCAUGUGAUGGAGGGAGAGUCAGUCGAUUUAAGAAAUAAAUAGUGAACUUAAUGGCUCACUUGUAGUCUCAAUUGUAAGAAUCAAAACUGCAAACUGGAGUCAUGUUUGAAAUGAAAGUUGUGCGAAUAGAAGAUUGUAUCACUUGCUUAAUACAACAAAACUGCAUAGAAUACAAAAGAGGCAGCAGCAUGCCACACUAUAACUAAUAAUAUUGCCUGGAUAGCUCCAUUGGUUAGAACAUGGUGCUGAAAAUACCAAGGUAGCCAGUUUGAUCCCUGUACGUAUGGGACAGCUGCAGACAAACACAGCUUACUGCUUGACCAAAGAUUUUAAACCAAAUGAAUGUGAGUAGACAGAGUGACAGUUGGCUAUGGUAUUUGUGGAUUUGUUGCUGCAGGCUUUGCCUCAGCACAACCUCUGUGCUAACAUUCCAACUUUCUAUCCAUCAAGCCUAGAUUUUGCAUGCCAAUGGCAGUUGACAGUUUUAAAACCAGCAUGUAUUAACAUUUAUUUAACUGCAAAAGCACUCUGUUUUUCUUUGCACAAGAGUCACAGGGACGUUAUCAUUAAUUUUUUAGUUGCUUUUCCUCACAAAAGUGAUGCAAAGCGGCUUACAAAAAUAGUAUAAACAUUAAAACCAGUUAUAACACCCACACAACCAGUAAAUGCCUAAAAAGCACAUCUAUGCAGAUGACAGGUCAUACAUAUCCCACCACACUAAAAGAGGCAACAAAUGUAUGAAACCCUUCAAAUUAAGUAAAAAGGAAAGCUUUUGCCUGGCGCCUAAGAAAUAAGGAUGGCACCAGGGAGAGCAUUCCACAAGUGGGGAGCCAACACUGAAAAGGUCUGUUCUCAUGUGGCCAUCUUCCUGCCCUCCUGUGGAAGGGACACAAAGAAAACAUCUCAGACGACAAUUUAAGGAUCUGGGUUCAUUCACAUGGGAAGAGGCAGUCCUUGAGAUACUGGGGUCCCAAGCAACUUAAGGCAUUUCAGGUCAAAACUGGCACUUUAAACUGAGGCCAGAAACAUAAUUUGUAGCCAGUGCAGUCAUACCAUAAUUGGUGUUAUAUCUGUGGACCGUCUUGCCUUGGUCAACAAUCUGGCUGCUGAAUUCUGCACAAGCUGCUGUUUCUUAACCAUCUUUAAAGCCCCACAUACAAUGCAGUAAUCCAACCUAGAGGUUACCAGAGCCUUAGCAAUGGAAGCUAGGCUAUCCCUGUCCAGCUGGGGCACCAGUCAAAGCUGACAGAAGACACUCAGUCCCACUGAAACCACGUGAACCUCACGUGAUAGCAGUGGAUCCAGACAUUUUCUCAAGCUACGUACAUACCUGCUCUUUCAGAGGAAUCAUAAUCCCAUCCAGGGCAGAUUAAUCCCAUCUAUCCGGUACCAACUAACACUUCCUCAGCCUUAUCUGGGUUAAGCUUCAGUUGAACAAAGUCAAGGAAAUGAGGGGUAGAAAAACAUGGAAAGGAAAAAUAAAUAGUCUGGGAUAAUGGGGUAAAUGAGGAACAUGAUAAUGCAUUUGGGCAGGUACAAGAGAGAGGAGCAAAAGUAUGUAUGUAUGUAUUUAAUUUCUGUACUGCCCUAUACCUGAAGGUCUCAGGGCAGUUCACAUAAAAUAUCAAAUACAUAAAAAUCAAAACAACAACAACCCAAUAACCUCCCCACCCCCCACCCCAAAAAGAGCCAGCAUUUUAAAAAGGGUAUAGGAUGUAGAUCAAGUCAGGCAAAGACCUGGUUAAAAAUGAAUGUUUUGCCUGGCGCCUAAAGGUGUAUAGUGAAGGCACCAGGCGAGCCUCCCUGGGGAGAGCAUUCCACAGACAGGGAGCCUGCAGAGAAGGCCCAUUCUCAUGUUGCCACCCUCCUGACCUCUCAAGGAGGAGGCACAUGAAGAAGGCCUCAGAGCAUGAUCUCAGGGUCUGGGUAGGUUUCAUAUGGGAAGAGGUGGUCCUUGAGGUAUUGUGGUCCUGAGCUGUUCAGAUCAAAAUGAGGAAGAAGAUGGAUAUGGGAAAUAAAAGGGAAGGAAACAACUAGAGAUGAAAGGACUAUUAGGCCAGACACAAAGAGAACACUAGGCGGUGGAGGUGCAAACAUAUACAGAGCAAUGGGUGGGGGGAGGCAGACGUGAACUGGAUAAACACACUGGAGAGAAGGAUGUCAUUAACAGCCAGAAGAGACACAAAGAUCAGCCAGAUAUUUCCUCUCCUCCCCCUCCCCCCCCCACCCGCCAACUACAGGACCAGAGUGAUGCUAAACAGACACAGGCCACUUCUUUUAACUUGAGUUCAGACUUUUUCUUCUUCUUUUUUAACCAUGUCUAAUUCCACAUCCUGACAUUUGGAUGCUGCUGUCAAACACCUGAUAACCUUCAGUGUUAAGGACAUAUUUUGCUCUCAGGGAUAUAAAAGAACACUUUGGGCAUAUUUAUAAUUGUGAGCUAAUGACCUGGAAACAAAAUAUAAAAGAACCCCAAUGGUUAACUUUCACUUCAUAAUAAAGAUGGCAUUUUUUAACUCUGGCCCUGCCCAACACAUUUUCAGCAGUCAAACUACUCUCACCCUGACGCUUUCUUUCCACUAUUUGCUUUGGCAUUUUUACAAACUAAUUAGACAAGAUGUAACAUAUAUGCUGGAAACUGCAGUGGUUUGGGGUUUUUUUGCUCUACUGAAGCCUGGCUAUAGACUACUGAAACCUCUGUUCUGAGUAUUUUCAGGAUCAUAGUACCAAAGGUGACUCGCUGAGACCACUAUAUUCAAAAUGCAUACAUUCAGAGUUGCCUUUCUACUAUGACAGGUGACUAUGACUAAAACAAUGAAUGGAUUAUUGUACAUCACCGCUUCAUGCUCCAAACGUUUUACCAUUUUUUAUCUCGAAGAGAAUGAGGAAAUUUUGCUUAAUAGCAGAAUUUGGCUGGCUAGCAGGGCCAUCACUCAUAAUAUCUGUUUAUCAAACAGUCUGCUUCUGCACUCAAACCAUCUCAAUUCUGUAUCAUGUAAAAAAACCCCAAAGUGGCAGACACUGACCUCACACAAUCACAUGGUAGAUUCUGCUGUUAGAAGACUGAUAGUACCAUAAUGAGAUAGCAACUUCAGUGAUACAGCUUAUUCCCAAUUUGAGCUGACAACCUUAGAAACAGGUCCUGUAGCUGCCCUUUAACCACUAGCCAGGUCUGCAGCAGUUAGCAGGUGGAAAUGUUUCGUUCCAUGCCUUAAAAACCUUCACCUGCUGAUUUGCAUAUCUCAAACCUUUUUUAAAAAAAGGAAGAUGAGUAGGCCAAGCUGCUUUUAUCAGGUCAGAUGGUGAGACUGCAGUUGCCCAGGAGGAUUAUUUUAUCCAAAAAUUGCACAGAAUUUUUCUGUCGGGGUCCUUACAGGUAUGACACCUCGUAAAGGGGGAAUGCCCUACCACACUGUAUCCUCAAGUCAAUAAAGAAGCAGCCUAGGCCCACUGAUCCAGGAAAAUCCUAAAGUCCAGGUAUCAACCUCACUGCUAGUAAUGAAGCAAAUGGCUGUUAAGAAGUUUUAGUAAACUGUCCUACACCAGGCAUGGGAAAUUUGUGGCCUUCCAGCUGUUGUUGGGCAACUCCCAGCACAACUGACUACUAGGCCAUACUGGCUGGGGCUGACGAGAAUCAGACUCCAACAAUAUCUAAAGCCCCCCCCCCCCCAAAAUAAUAAUAAUAAUAAUUCCACAUAGUAAUCAGUACAAAGUCUCUGAGUGAGAGUUGCACCCUUCUGCAUUCAAGUUACAGUUUCCUGAGUACUUCUAAAGUCAUUGCUGCAGGAUACAUAUGGGUUGCAAGCAAAGUGAGAAUAUUAGAAAUAUUAUCUUUUUCCAAGAGGGGAACAAAACAGAACAUGAGGAGAUCUAACCACACUUCUUUUCUAGCAGAUAUACUCAAGCCUCUUUAUUGCUCCAUUUGAAAACCAUAAGAGGCUGUGGAGGAAAUUUGCUACAGGAUGUGGGUAAAGGUGCAAUCGGACAGAAGCAGGACGACACAGAUUCACAUAUUACUCUGACAGUGCCAUGCUAUACAGUAAUACUGAUCUCAUCUUCCAAGUGUUAAUCUUUAGCCAGAAGAGGGUGAAAAGAACAACAAACUAGCCAAAUGAGUACUGAGCAUCCUCAGCUGGUGUGGGAUGAUGGCUGACUGUUGUGGGGUGGGGACCAAAAACCAGGAUGACAAAAAUGGAAUGGAGUAUCCUGGGAAAGGACACAACUGGCCAGUGGGCACUUUAAACAUCCCCAUGCUGCAACAUGUGUUACAGGUCCCAUUUGUAUAACUAACCUUAGUUUAACUUCUUGGAGAUUUUGUCUAAAGUUUGUAGGGCUAUAGCCCUAUUUGAGUGUUCCAGUUAUUCUAUGCAAUUAGAAUCACAUGAAGAAGAGUGGCAACAAGUUGCUAGCUCAGCUCUCUGUCACUGUUCUCACCACUCUCUCCAAGUUAGAGGCAAAUGUCUGCAAUGCAAACCAGAGCUGGGUCCUAAACAGCACAAGGAGCCUAUACAUUUAGAAAAGAUUCCAUACUUCAGAAAUUAAUGCUCCAAUUUGUGGAUGGUACAGCAUUUUGUUGUUUUUUUUGAGGGAGAAGGGAACUAGCCCACUAAUAUGAGGUAUCAGAAUAUCUAAGUAGGGCUUAGAUGGAUGGACCAACAAUAUAACCCAGAAACACACAUUUUAUUUUAAUCAUACAGCUAAAGCAUAUACUUAGCUGUCCAAAGCUGUGGUUAGAGAAGGCUUAAGCAACAUUAUGUGAAGUAUAUCACAAUCACCAUUUUUAUUAUUGUGACUGAAUUGCAUAUUCUGUUGAAAUAUUUACUGAUUUUGCCUUGAAGAACUGUUUUAGAUAAAAUCCUAUUUCCCCUUCAAACCAUGACACUCACUCAUUUCUGCAAUACAAGAAUUAUAAUGUGGACAAACACAGCAUGGGAGCAACCUUCAGAACAAGGUAUAAGCCUGUAAUUCUUCUCAAUACUCUGAAUGACAUGGAUCUACUUAACAGGAGAGUGUACAGAGCGUUGUUAGUGAGACUAUUCCUGUGAAUUAGAUGCGAAUGAUUAGUUUAAAACACACAACUAUUAACGUAGCUAGCAUUGGAUUAUCAUAAUCAAGAACUGCUCUUUUCUCAUUUAUGUGCAAUGACUUUCUACCUUCUCUUACAACUAAAACAUAAGGCAGUGAUUCUUAAGUGCUUUAGCCUAGGCAUUCAUAUAUUCUAAGCCAAGAAAUAUGGUGUAUGCAAAUACAGAAUGCUGAUUCACAGUUCUUUCUAUCUAUAUGAGGGAACAUAACAGAACGUUAACACAUUUCCUUCCUCUUUGCCUUUCUGUAACAAUAAGUGCAUCUGCACAAGUACUGCUGUGCUACAGUUAUUAGUUGGUACCUCAGGCAACAUUAAAUUCUUAAACUUGCAGAAUGAUAAGCACUGCCAUUCUGCUGGGAGAACCAGCAUCAAAAUGAGCAGGGGAAAGUCAUGCAAUGUGAGUAGUAUCAAUUUCAAAUUACUAAAGCAGAGGUUAAAAAACUGCUAUUACCAGCUCUACUGUAGCUGGGUAAUGAAAAUGUUUUUCAAAUUUCAGAUAACCAAGGCAUCUGCCUCUUCUCAGGGGAGCUCAAGGCAGCAUACAGGGUUCAUUCCUCCUAACUGUAUCUCCACAACAACCUUGUAGGGUAGUUCAGGCUGAGAAAUAGUGAAAUGCCCAAGGUCACUCAGUGAGCUUCACAGCUUAAUACAGAUCUGAUCUCCCUGAUACUAUUCAGACACUUUAACCACUGCACCACACUGGCUCUGGAUAAGCUUCCUGCCAGAGUGGUCAGCAGAGAGGGGUGACACUAAGCACCUAGCCUCCCAGCCGUGGUGUCUCUGCUGCUUGCUGAGAGUGACAGGGGCAAGGUGGCAGUGGAGAUGGGAACUGCACGGAUGCACCAGUAGAGCCAACCUGGUACUCCUGCCAAUGAGCCCUCACAGACCCAACCUGGCAUCUCAGCCCAUUCAGUAAAGAGCAGCAGCAAUGCUGCUACCAGGAGGCCAGAUGUACAGCAGCAGCCCUUCCUGCUGGCCGCUCCCUGUCUCUUGACUGGAAGGCAACUAGCUCAGAGCAGUAAUACAUUGUGAGACUCAAUGGGCAGUCUCUUCUGAAGACAGGCAACUCUGUUACAUCUCUACACCUGGAUUGAUUGAAUGAUCCAAUCACAUCAGAUGCAAAUAUAUGAAAGAAUUAUCUUGCCCCAGGAUGCUGUGGAAGAUUACUGGAAGGAGGCAACAACAGGAAAAUGUGCAAAAUCACUGAUCAGGCUGCCAACUUUGUGGGAGGGUACUCUAAAUUAAAGAAAUCCUCACUGCACUCUGGUAGUGGUCUGGGCACAAUAGAAUGUCCUUCUGGCAUGUACACAAUGAACAUGUAUGAAAUACAAGCACUUACAUUUUAUAACCUAUAGACAAAUCUAAUGACUGAAAACACCAUUUUCAAUCUACGAACAUAAAGGGGUAUUCAUUCACCAAACCAUAACACAAUCCAGUCAAAAUUUGGCAUUUAAAACAUAGGACAGUGGGCAUGUACUGUGGAGUCAGGACUAAUCCAUGGCUUCAUGAUAUUCAUCUACCUUAUGGUUGUUCUUAUCUUGGAUCAUACAUGAUCCAAGUCGUGUUUGGGGAAGUAACAUAUGAUCUGGGUGCCCAUGCUGGGGUCCAAUUCUCCAGAAACCCCGUUUGUAGUUUCUCUCCUUCAGGGGUAUGUGGGGAGUUGUAUAAAAAGCAUGAGUGACAGCAUGAACUCUGGGCUCAAACUUCAUUUCCCUCACAUGGAUGUUGCAGUGAAACUGCUGUAAAGAGGGUUGUGUUUUUAAAGUACAGUAGACCCACAAUUUAUGAAGGGCUUAUGUUCGGGGGAUAGCGUGUAAAGCCAAACUUGCAUAUAGUCAAAACACAUUGGGUGCAAUGGUGAGUGGGAUUGCCAUAGUGUUUUCCCCAGAUGCCCUCUCCCUUUUAAUUUUUUUUUUAAAUGUUUGCCAAGCACAUAAAGCUGAAUGCACACAAGUUAAAUGUCCAUAAGUUGUGAGUAUACUGUUAUGAAGCAGGGAGGCUUUUUCUUCAGUUUCAAAGCAUAAGCAGCUGGUAUAAUAGUUUAUUGCAGAGUUUCUCUUGAAGUUAUCCUGCGUGCAAUUCCAUCCCUGCCACAGCAUCACCCCCCUCUCAUGAGCUCGGAGAUAAAGUCAUGACAUACAGCUUUAUGGAUUCUCAUCUAAAACUGCUGCAAACAAGCUUGUGACCUCAAGCAUCUUGCACAGAAAAAGCUUCUGGAAAAGCCACAGUUAUCAAAAAACAAAGGCUAAACCUCUCCAAAAAGGCAUCAAAAAUUCUAUGCUGACCUCUCAAAGUAGUUUACAGUUUGCAUUUUGACUGAGUCCACUGGAAAAGUGCCACAUUCUUUUCCUGAUCAGUGUAAGGCCAAUUGUGAGUCAUUGCUUCUGUUGCACUAUUUUACUGUUCAGGAAACCAAUGAGCUGUACAGCAGCUUCACAUUUUUAAUUUAUUCAUCUCUUUACCCCAAAGUGAUGUUCCACUUCCUGCUGAACCAAGCAAUACCUUUAGGAGGAAGCAAAGAGGGAAAAAAACAAGGUAAGGAGGGAGGAGAAACCCCUGGAGAUACUGUGGGACUGCCUGAAAUGAAAAGUUUACUUCCAAGGUUGAGAAAACAUUUUCUGAUGCACAUCAGGUUGAUUCUUCAUUUCCUUUUGAGGUGUGUAAAAGCAGAGCAGGGGUUUCAUGGUCCAGGUGUCCAGAUCUGACACUGUUUCAUGAUCUAGAUCAGGAGUCAGCAAACUUUUUCAGCAGGGGGGCGGUCCACUGUCCCUCAGACCUUGUGGGGGGCUGGAGAGCCUUGUCUGUUAGAGAGGGGUAGAGGAGGCUCUAACCCAGGUUAGGAACAUCCUUGGUAGAGACAUGGCAGGUUAUGUUGCCUCUCUAGGAAGAAGCUCGCUGACUUUCAAGAGAAGUGAUGGGGACCUGUGGCUUUCCAGACAUUGUUGGUCUAAACUCCCAUCUACUGAUUUUUUUAUCACGCUGGUUAGGGAUGAUGGGAAUUUCCAGCAUCAUCUAGACCAGGGGCCGGCAACCUUUUUCAGCUGUGGGCCGGUCCACUGUCCCUCAGACCAUGUGGUGGGCUGGACUAUAUUUUGUUUGGGGGGGAGAAGAAAUGAACAAAUUCCUAUGCCCCACAAAUAACCCAGAGAUGCAUUUUAAAUAAAAGCACACAUUACACUCAUGUGAAAACACCAGGCAGGCCCCACAAAAUAACCCAGAGAUGCAUUUUAAAUAAAAGCACACAUUCUACUCAUGUAAAAGCAUGCUGAUUCCUGGACCGUGUGCGGGCUGGAUUUAGAAGGCGAUUGGGCCGGAUUCGGCCCCUGAGCCUUAGUUUGCCUAACCAUGAUCUAGAUUAUAUUCCAAGCACCCAAUCCUUCAGAUGUCUGUUCGGUUCAAGUGAACAACAGGUUCAGUGUCACCUCAUUGGAAGGAUGUGAAAGAAUUAACUGUGGUAGGGAACAUUUGGCCUGUGGGUUCCCCAAUAUUCAAAGCAGAUUUUCAGGGAGCUCAAGAGAUAGCAGAAGGAUUGAAUCCAAGCAAUUUUUUUAAAAAAAUAAAAUAAAAUUAAUUACCAUAAAAACUCAUUAUGGACAUUUUAAUAUUUUACUGUUUUACCUAGUCAUGGUAUCUACUUCAAUACACUGAUUAAUUUAUGUAUCAUUUACCUUUGUAUCCUGUACUACCUUGAAUGGAUAUAUGCACUAACAAAACAUUUGGAAUAUUUAAAGUCACACUUGUAGCACUGAAAUUUAUUUUACAAAUUCUAUUUUUAAGUCAAAAAUAUGCAAAUUUCCAAAACUAAUUCAAGGGGAGUUUUUGAAGGUAUAUUUACUCACUUGGAGGGAGUUUGCAAAGUUAGGUGCAAAUGCAUUUAUUAUGUGCAACAUUGCAAAGAUAGUAUUUGCUAUUUAAAAAACCAACACCCUUAUAUUUGCUCAAAUCACCAAACAUUAUCAAACAUUUUUUGAUAGUUGAUCUAGGUAUAUUUGUACUAGCUUUUAGUGUACCUCGCAAACAAAGUGUUUAACAUUUACCAGCCCAUGAAAAAAAUGAAGCCAUGUCUCUAUUGUUGCUGUGUAGAUGUUACUGUUCACAUGCUUGAAUCCACAUGCUUGAAGGAGGAAGUCUCAAUUUUGUGUUUGUGUGUGUGCAUUAACAGUAUGUAUAUUUGCAGUGAUCCAAUGAAAAGAAGUGCCCCUGAAGAAGGAAAAGAAUAGUGAAAUGUCUUGGACCUUUAAACUACAAUAAACUUUGAGAACACUUCCCUCUUUCAUUUUCUUGUUGUUCACAUAACUACACAACCCAGAAAUUAUAAAGCUGUGAAUGUGGCUAGCUUCAUGCUAAGACUGGCUAAGGUAUGGGAAGUACAUUGCUAACCACUUAGAAAUGUUUUGCUACUUUUAAUGGUAGUGAUUCUAAGAGAGAGGUGAGCCUCAGCAACGCAAAUGGCCAGUGCACAUGUAAUUUGCGUAACCACAUGCUCCUUCCCAAUCCCUCCUUGUGGAACCUGGCAAGCCUUAACCACAUAAUCACAUUUCCCAUAGGGACAUUAUUCCCUGUGUUUGUGGUGUUCUUUUACGUUGUGUUAAAAUUCAUUUUGUGUUCAAGACUGCCUUCAACCUUUCACAGGGCUGUACUGUUCCCCUGAGGAAAGGUGAGAGACCUUCAGCUCCCAAGGUGAACUUCUGUAUCUCUAGAUCAGAGAUCCUCCUUUGGCUCAUGGGCCGAUCUUGGCCCACCAGACUUCCCCACUUGGCACAUGAGUCCACCAUGUGUAAGCCAUGGCCACCCCCAUGACACCUGAUGUCAUACAGUUAAGGGUGGGGCUUGACCAAAGCUGCUUUGUCCAGCUCCGAAAGCAACCGGCAACCAGUUGGUUGUCAGGAGCCUUUGAAAUGCUACACGAAGCAGGAAAUCAGUGCUGAGCAGGAUCACUCUCCCUUCAUAUCAGCUGAUCCAAAGGGAGAUCAAAUUCUAAAGAACUUCUGAAGUUCUUUAGUUUAUUAACUUCUCUUUCUCUCUCUCUUAAAUCUUUUUCUAUUCCCUUUUCUCUUUUUCUUCAUUUUCCUUCCUUCCUCCUCCUUCUCC